CUGCAGUUCAUGUCAGUAUAUCAGCACUCACGCACCGAAAUCAACAUAUAAAUACACAGACAGCAGUGACAACAUCACAUACUGUUAUUAUACCUAAUUAAAUACUAAUAAGCGAUUAAAUAAAGACUGUCCUUCCGGCACCGAAGACUGAUCGACGAGUUUGGAAUAGUCUCUUUGAAUUAAGAAAGCUGUUAAUAUUUCCAAUGGAAGACCUUCAUCUCCAUUGCCUGAACUGUGUGAACCGACGAUGUAUGAUAAGAACAGAGGCUAGCGUUUCCUGUGACCUCAUGGGUUGCCCUCUUGUGUGUGGGGCUGUUUUCCACUCAUGCAAACUGAAUGAACACCAUUUUCUGUGCCCUUAUGAAAGAGUGCCAUGUCUGAACCAUGGAUUUGGAUGUCCAUUUACAAUUGCCAGGGUCAAAAUGGCGCAACACCUUAAAACGUGCCCAGCCAGUGUUGUAUGUUGCACUAUGGAAUGGAAUCGAUGGCCGGUUAGUUAUGCAGAUAGCAAGUCCUACGAGAACUUGAGUAAGGAUGUUUGUGAUGUGGAGCAGCUUGACAUGGCUUUGGCCCUACAGGAUCAGCGUAUGUUACUAGAAUCUCUUAAAGUCGCAACCACUGUGACAAAAAAUGUCGAAGAGCAAAAUCAGGAAAAUGAAAGGAUGAAAACAGAUGAGGAACCAUUCGGUCAACCGUACAUUGCUUCUGUUGAAAACAGUAGAGUUUUAGCAGAAACUUUGGACAUUCUCAGUAGUGCAAAGGAUAUUGACUUGAUCGUAGACAAUCACAAUGGUGAGGAAGAGAAUGGAGCUUGCAACAGUUUCAGGAAUGGAGAUGGGGACCAUAGGAAUGACGGCAUGAAGGAAAGUGACACGGAUUCAGACUCUGAGUUGGGAGCUGUUGGUGGAGUUGACUGUCCUUUUCCUGUAGACCCUGAAGAAGAAAGAGAUGAUUGGUUAGAGAACAACAGAUAUGGUGAGUCUUCUGAGGAAGAAGAGGAAGUGAAUGGUGGAAUAGAACUUAAUGGAUAUCAUGAUGAAGGGAAUGACGACAACCUGCUCAAACUUAAAAGGGUUCUUCUGGAUGGAGCUGCAACGAUCAAUGGUUCCUCAAACGUUAAGCAAGUGUUGCCAUAUCAUUCUAUGCCUAUUGUAGCACGGGAGCCAGAAAUGGCCCCUUUGGCCCAGCUACCUCUCCCUUUGCCCAUUGCUUUGCCUAACCUGAUGCACAACAAUGUUCUGCACCAUUUGCAUUUUAGAAUUGAAGACCGAUGGUUGGAACGCAAAUUGGAGAACCUCCAGGUACUCAGGGGCAUGAGUUUGUUUACAAUCAAUGGGCGGAGGAGUCUGUUUUCUGAUCCCUAUUUAUUCAAAGCCAAGAUGGAGGAUAAGGCAGUGGACACAUCGGACCUUGACGUGGCAGAUGAUCCAAUGGGUUUGCAUGGCAUUGACCUCAUCACUGCUGCCUUGCUCUUCUGUUUGGGUGACUCGCCUGGCGGCAGGGGCAUCUCGGACAGCCGUUUUGUUGAUGGGUAUCGCAUUGACUUCGGUACGCAGACCUUCUCGUUCCCUUCUGCCAUAUUGGCUACCAGCACCAUGGUAGGCGACAUUGCCUCUGCGUCUGCCUGUGAUCAUGCCAGUCCACAAUUGUCCAACCCAAGCCCAUUCCACACCCUGAGGUUAGACUUGGUUCUGGAGUGCGUGGCUCGCUAUCAAACCAAGCAACGCUCAAUGUUUACCUUUGUGUGUGGACAGUUGUUUCGUAGGGAUGAGUUUUCCUCCCAUUUUAAGAACGUUCAUGGGGACAUCCAUGCAGGUCUUAAUGGAUGGAUGGAGCAAAGAUGCCCACUGGCGUACUAUGGAUGCACAUACUCACAAAGAAGGUUCUGUCCCUCAGUACAAGGUUUCAGAAUCAUCCAUGACAGACAUUUGGGCUCAUUUGGCGUGCAGCCAGGUCUAGCAGAGUGUUCAGAUGAACCUCUCUCCAGAAACACCUGUCAGUUUGACUCACACUGUGACCACCUUAGUGGCAUGCCCUUUGAGUUACUCCAGCAUAUUGCAAGCUUCCUAGAUGGUUUUAGCCUGUGCCAACUGUCCAGAGUGUCUCGCACCAUGAGGGAUGUGUGUGCCAGUUUACUUCAGUCCCGUGGUAUGGUAGUCCUCGUCUGGGAGAAGACACAACGUGCUGAUGGAACCUCAUCCUGGCAGAUACAAGACAAGGUGUGGCGGUUCAGUACAGCUUUUGACACUGUGAAUGAGUGGAAGUUUGCCAACAUUUCCAGCAUGGCGGAUCACCUGAAGACGUGCAAGUUCAACACAGUAUCACACCGGGAAGACGCUGUCCCUCUUCCAUGCAUGAGUUUCACAAGAGAACUUACAAAGGAGGGGCGCUCACUGCGAUCAGUGCUAAAACCUGUGAUAUAGGCUGUAAUCAUAUGCAAACAGAAACUGCUCUUAUAUUUUCCAAUUUGACAGAAGAGGAUUGCGUUUCAUUUUAUAAUAUAGCAUGCCUUAUCUGUUUAAGUAAACCUUUAUAAAGUAAAGAAUUUUUAUGGCAAAGUAAAAUAAACCUUGAGCCUCAAAUUAAACCACUUUUGGAAGAGAUUUUUCUAAUAAACAAUAUCUACCUGUUUGAUGUAAAGAUAAUGGUUAUAUUGUCUGCAUAUUUUGAUACAAUAUAUUUGGAAACUUUUUGGAGUUUUAUUGUUUUUGUUGAGAUGUGUAGCCUCAGACUAGAAAAAAAAAUGGUUAAAUAGUAAUGACCAAAAGGAAAUAAUUGUCUAAAUUUUGUAAUGCAGGAGUUCAGGAUGCAUGUGACCAGUGGUUCUCUAUUGGUUUGCUUACAGAUCCAGAUUUUACAUUGGACAUCUAGUGGCGAAACAACACAGCACCUUGCGUGACCUAUAUUUAAUAUAGUCUGGUCAUGUAUUCUUUUACCUUGCAUAAUUUUAAUGGUUUUUGAGAAUGGGGGCAUGUCAUACAACAUGUCAAGUAAACAUCUUAUUUGACUAGCUUCUACCAAGAUGAAUUUGCUCUAAAAUAUUAUAGAGUUUGAUUGGAUGUACAGACUUUGACGUCAACAACAAAAGGUAUUUAUUUUGCAAACCUUAAAUAUCUAUGAUGGUAUGCUUUGUUGCAUUUUAUUAUUUGCAUUUAGCAUUGUUUUUUGCUGCUGUCUGUGAAACUAUCAGAACAGAUAUGCAACCCAUUUUGAGGUCAAGGCCCAGUUGAGAACCACUUUAAAAAUCUAUAAAUUAGUUUUAGGCAUUUUUCAUUUUUACCACUCAGUUGAAAACAAAUAGCAGUUAUACUUGAUACUCUCACACACAGCACUUCCACUAGAAUCUUCUGUCUUUCAGAAAGUAAACAAACAUUGAUUAUGUCAGCCGACUUUAACUGUUUGUGCCAUUAUGUUGAAUUCCCAGGCAAAUAAUUCAUCCAAAAAUGUACUGUAUUGAUGUCAAUGGUAUGUGCUGUAUGACAAAACGUAUUUCUCAUUACAAUCUUUGUGAUUUUGAGUCAAUGUACCAAAACCUGCAGGACAGGUACAAGACUGCAGUGCAUCUAAACAAACUUCUCUGUAUCUCAGGAGUUUUACAUGAAACAUAUGCCAUUAUAGAGGGCUUUGUUUGUGACAAAGAAACAGUUUUUUGUGAUGCUCUUCCAAUAUUACUUAAGACAAGCCAGUGUUUACGGUUUCUACAGAGUUCAGUUUUACCUAAUUUUUUUUAGACUUACAGUUAAAAAUGUUCAUUAUGGUAACAUUAUGAAAUAUUUUCAUUUGGAGAGGAUAUAAUUAUCCAUACCUUUUAGGUUAUGUUGAGAGAUGUUGUAAAAUAAUUAUCUGAAUAACAUGCUUUACAUUCUACAGUCAGAGCUCCUGAUAUUUAUGUUUAGUGAUUUAUAUUGAGCAAUAUUCUGAACAUUCUUCUAGUGUCUUUGAACUUUGAAGUGCCAAACAGUGCUUAUUUAUAAGACUUUACCAGCCGAUGUGCACCAUGUUAUAAUGUAUUUGUUGAAGUGAUUUAUCUCUAAAGGAACAAAAUGCAUUUAUAUAUUGUGUAAACACAGAGUGGGAGCACAUUUUUGAACAAUUGUGAAUAGUAUGAAUUUAUUGAAAUAUUACUGUAUUUCUCUAUGUUUUCCUGCCAUUACAUAGGACCUAUAAACAAGAAUGAGGGGAAUCAGGAUUUUAAAUCAGAGCCCAAGAGGUUGAUACCAAAUUGUGCUGUUUUGUUACUUGUUUGGAAGAGGUUGGUUUAUGUACUAUGUGGUUUGCACUGUGCUUUUAUUUUGAAAAUAAGCAUAUACACUAUAUGGCCAAAAGUUUGUGGACACCCCCUUCUAAUUAACGAAUUUGGUUACGCCAUUAAAUCCAGUAAAGAAAAAUCUUAAUGUUUCUUUAUGUAAUGGCUUGGGCUUUGGGGAUAGCCCUUUUCUGUUCCAGCAUGACAAUGCCCCUGUGAACAAAGUGAGGUCCAUAAAGAAAUGGUUUACUGUGUCUGGCGUGGAAUAAAUUGACUGGCCUGCACAAAGCCCAGACCUGAACCCCACUGAUCACUUUUGGGGUGAACUGGAACAGCAACUGUAAGUCAGGCCCCAUCGACCAUCAUCAGUUCCUGACCUCACUGAUAGCCUUGUGUCUGAAUGAGAGCAAAUCCCUGCAGCCAUGUUACUACAUACAGUAUAGUGGAAAGCCUUCCAAAAGAGUGGAAGCUGUUAUUACAGCAAAGGGGAAAAUGAUGCCUAAGGUUUUGAAAUCAAAUGUUCAUCAAGCACAUAUGGUGUCCACAAACGUUAAUUUAAUGCCAUCUCCAAACAUUGAGGCUGAGUUUGGAAUGUGCUACUAUCACACUUCUUUUACUAUUUCUGCCAUAGAUAGAAAUGGCAGAAGUUGCAUGGGUAGUAUGUCAUUUCAAACUCAGCGUGGCACAUGCUCUGAAGAAUCUUGCUUUGGGAAUUGAAAAGCCCAUAUAGAUCUAUUAUUGUGUCAUUCGUGACCUCAUGCAUGCUAGUGCUCAAAGGCUCGUUUUCUGUUGUAAAGAAUCCAAAUGUUUGAUGUUUAUCUUGGUAAAUGAACCUAAACUGUUUUUGUGUGUGUGUGUGUCAUCUUAUCAUCAUUUGCAUUUUGUUAGUUUUGUUUAACAAAUUCCAAAGAGAUCCAAUCACUGGUGUGAUGCUUGACUAAGCACAAGAUAGGCAGCCAGCUAAAUUUCAAAUAUUUAAAGUUAAAUCAUUAUGCAAAGCUAAAAGAAAUGAAUUUGCCAUUGUAUGAAAUCAAUCACUUAAUGGUUGUUCGACCUCCUGCUACACUAUUUGUUUUAAAUGUAACUGUUUAAUUAUUAAAUAUACUAAUUAAUGGAUCAAAA
This is a messenger RNA of Myxocyprinus asiaticus (Chinese sucker), 5368 nucleotides long. It is a transcript of the gene fbxo30a, whose product is annotated as F-box protein 30a. Bases 204 to 2423 code for a protein of 739 amino acids. NCBI's taxonomy places the organism in Eukaryota, Metazoa, Chordata, Actinopteri, Cypriniformes, Catostomidae. The transcript is spliced from 3 exons. Gene Ontology annotation, molecular function: zinc ion binding; ubiquitin protein ligase activity; protein binding. The record is from RefSeq and is a predicted model, not a curated record.